Molecule: messenger RNA, 7249 nt
Organism: Struthio camelus australis
Lineage: Eukaryota; Metazoa; Chordata; Aves; Struthioniformes; Struthionidae
Source: RefSeq, a predicted model, not a curated record
UCUGCUCUGGAUUUGAUUCUUUUCAAAAUGAAUACUGAACCAUUAAACAAAGACUGGACCUUCCAGUAGAAUUUUGUUAAAAUUCAUUGCAAGUAGAUCAACAGCUGCUUUAUUUUCCUUCUUCUUGGGAGCAUCUACACAACUUUUGAAGUUUUAAUCACAAUGAAUUCGGGCCUAUGGAGUCAAGAAAAAGCAAGUUCAUCCUAUUGGGAAGACGUAUCUUUUACUUGCUUCUCCAAGAAUGCAGUGUCAUAGACAAGCAGACUCAGAAGCUCUUGAAAGUGCCCAAAGGUAGCAUAGGGCAGUUCUUUCAAGACCGUUCUUCUGUUGGGCACUCCAGAAAUAUUCCUUGUAAAGGCAAGAAAUUACAGAUUGGAUUAAAGAUUCUGGAACAACCUCAUGCAAUCCUGUUUGUGGAUGAGAAGGAUGUUAUAGAAAUAAAUGAAAAAUUAGCUGAGUUGCUUUUGGCCAUUACUAACUGUGAGGAAAGAUACAGCCUGUUUAAAAGCAAAAGCAGGUUAACUAAAGGUGUCCAGAUAGAUAUUGGCUCAACUGUUAGAGUACAGCUGAGAUCAGGAGAUGACAAAUUUCCUGGAGUUGUUCGCUUCAGGGGACCCCUGUUGCAAGAAAGGUCUCUAACAGGGAUAUACUUUGGAGUAGAACUGCUGGAAGAAGGUCGUGGCCAAGGCUUUACUGAUGGACAGUACCAAGGCAAGCAGCUUUUCAGAUGUGAUGAGGAUUGUGGGGUUUUUGUUGCUUUGGACAAACUGGAGCUGGUGGAAGACGAUGACAAUGAACUGGAAAGUGAUUAUGCAGCUCCAGUUGACACAAUGCAGGUAGAACUUCCUCCUCUGGAGAUCAACUCCAGAGUUUCUCUGAAGAUAGGAGAGAGUAUAGAGUAUGGGACAGUUAUAUUCUGUGAUGUCUUACCAGGAAACGAAAGUUUAGGAUACGUUGUUGGAGUGGACAUGGAUAAUCCUAUUGGAAACUGGGAUGGAAGAUAUAACGGAAUACAGCUGUGCAGUUUUGCGAGUGUUGAAAGUACACUACUUUUGCAUAUUAAUGAUGUUAUACCAGAAACAGUGUCGCAGGACAGGAGACCUCCCAAGCUUGCCUAUACCUCAAGAGGUGGUGGUGACAAAAGCUUGUUCAAUCAUAGUAAGCCAAAAGCUACAGGAUCUACCUCUGAACCUGGGAGUAGAAACAGAUCUGAAGUCUUCUACACGUUAAAUGGCUCCUCAGUUGAUUCUCAACCUCAAAUAAAAACAAAACCCCCAUGGUAUAUUGAUGAAGUUGCUGAAGACCCUGCAAAAUCACUCACUGAUUCUUCUCCGGGAUUUGGGCAUUCCUCACCACCUCUGCAGCCACCUUUAACAAACUCUGUGUCUACAGAAAACAGAUUUCACUCCCUCCCUUUUAGCUUGACAAAAACCUCGAAUACUAAUGGUACUAUUGGACACAGUCCUCUCUCUUUAUCUGUUCAAUCCGUCAUUGGUGAUGUAAAUACUACAGCUAACCAGGAGAGUCCAUCAACAGCAGGUCCUGUCAGUAACUCGCAUGGUCUUGAAGCAGGUUCCCUUGCUGAGGUUAAAGAAAAUCCUCCUUUCUAUGGAGUAAUCCGCUGGAUUGGCCAGCCCCCUGGAGUAAACGAAGUAUUAGCUGGACUGGAACUGGAAGAUGAAUGUGCAGGUUGUACAGAUGGAACAUUUAAAGGAACUCGAUACUUCACUUGUGCUCCAAAGAAAGCUCUUUUUGUUAAACUCAAAAGCUGCCGGCCAGAUUCCAGAUUUGCCUCGCUGCAGCCAGUUUCCAACCAGAUUGAGCGCUGCAACUCUCUAGCCUUUGGAGGAUACUUAAGCGAAGUGGUAGAAGAAAACACUCCUCCCAAAAUGGAAAAAGAAGGUUUAGAGACAAUGAUUGGGAAGAAGAAGGGUAUCCAGGGUCAUUACAACUCCUGUUACUUAGACUCCACCUUAUUCUGUCUAUUUUCUUUUAGCUCUGUUCUAGACACAGUGUUGCUCAGACCUAAAGAAAAGAAUGAUGUAGAGUAUUAUAGUGAGACUCGAGAGCUAUUGCGAACGGAGAUUGUGAAUCCUCUUAGAAUAUAUGGAUAUGUCUGUGCUACAAAAAUAAUGAAACUGAGGAAAAUACUUGAAAAAGUUGAGGCUGCAUCAGGAUUCACUUCAGAAGAAAAAGAUCCAGAAGAAUUUUUGAAUAUUUUGUUUCACCAUAUUCUAAGAGUUGAGCCCUUGUUGAAGAUAAGAUCAGCGGGUCAGAAAGUACAAGACUGUUACUUCUAUCAAAUUUUCAUGGACAAAAAUGAGAAAGUUGGAGUCCCAACAAUUCAGCAGUUACUAGAAUGGUCUUUCAUUAACAGCAACUUGAAGUUUGCAGAGGCACCUUCUUGCCUGAUUAUCCAGAUGCCUCGAUUUGGAAAAGACUUCAAAAUGUUCAACAAAAUUUUUCCUUCUCUGGAAUUAAAUAUAACAGAUUUACUUGAAGAUACUCCCAGGCAGUGCCGUAUAUGUGGAGGACUUGCUAUGUAUGAGUGCAGAGAAUGUUAUGAAGAUACUGAUAUUUCUGCUGGGAAAAUCAAGCAGUUCUGCAAAACCUGCAACACCCAAGUUCAUCUUCAUCCCAAGAGACAGAGUCAUAAAUUCAAUCCAUUGUCACUUCCUAAAGAUCUGCCAGACUGGGACUGGCGACAUGGUUGCAUCCCAUACCAGAAGAUGGAGUUGUUUGCUGUUCUCUGCAUAGAAACAAGCCACUAUGUUGCUUUUGUUAAAUAUGGGAGGGAUGACUCCGCCUGGCUUUUCUUUGACAGCAUGGCAGAUCGGGAUGGAGGUCAGAAUGGUUUUAACAUUCCACAAGUUACCCCAUGUCCAGAAGUUGGUGAAUACCUAAAGAUGUCUCUAGAGGAACUGCAUUCACUGGAUUCCAGAAAAAUUCAAGGCUGUGCACGAAGACUACUUUGUGAUGCUUAUAUGUGCAUGUAUCAGAGUCCAACCAUGAGUUUAUACAAAUGAACAAUGUUCUCUGGAAAACUGAAGGAAGAGUACAGAGAUUUCUCUUGUUGCAUUUGCUGCACUCCUUGGUUAAUUGUAAUGCAGCCGUUGCUGGCAAUGGAUGCGAUGACAAGGAAGAAGUUGACUCGAACGAAAGGAUUACUAUUCCAAAAACUACACGUAGAGUUCUGUCAUUGAAGUAUUUAAGCAUAUUGCACUCUAGGAAGUGUGCUUGUGUGUGUUUGUUUUAUAAACAAAGUCUAAAUGAAGUUACUAAAACUUAAAGCUUUAAGUGCAUUGAUUAUAUACAGACUUUUUUGAAAAUUAGAAGUGGAAUUGUAUCAGGAGAAACCUCCUUAGUCCUUUGAGAAUGUAAAGAUACCAUGUUCUCACUUGGUUUAUUCCUGUGGACCAAGGAUGAUGAAUCUCUUGUGGUCCCCCUUCCAACACUUGUGCCCCACCAUCACUGUCCCACCCUCAAUCCUUUUAGCACCCUAGAUUAACUGCCUUCAGGAGAGAAGAACUUCUGCUUUAGCAGAGCACAUUUUAAAUUAUUCCUUGCAUAUUUGUUCUUUCAGCACAUCUACAUUCUUUUUAGUUCACGCAUUCACAUCUUUUAAAACUAAUAUCCAUUUAAAGAUCUGAAUUCUUUUCUUGUGAAAAUCAAGCACACAGAUUUGGUGUCUGUUUAGUUAGGAUUUUUGGAGGGGAAAAAGAAGAGAAGAGGGUAUUGAAGGGGAAGCAUAAUUGUUGAAACAUAAAAUUAGAAAUGCAAGUUAACAGAUGUCUCUUUCUAAUUGUCUAUUUUUAAAGAAGCAAAGCAGACUGGAACAGAACGGCAAAUAGAUACAGAUGAUUGGAGGACAAAACAACAAAAUAUAGAUUGUUUUAGUAAAGAUUAGAGUCCACUUCAGUAAUGUUCCCUGAGGCAAAGCUGACUUUUCUACAGUAUGUUAAGCUACCUCCUGGAAAAAAAAAAUACACAGAUGUAUUACACGUUCCCCUCAUUUUUGGGCUUAUUAAUGAAUAUUCAAAACCUUUGCCUGGAAGGAUGAAACUGGAAGCGAAAGUAGUUCAGAAUUUUGCUGGAUACCAAGUAGCUAGUAAGAACUAACUAGAAAAGCUAUACCACCUCUAUCAAUGUAAAAUAUUACACUUGGAAGUCUACUGGUUCCAGUUUGCAGUGAAAUGCGGUUUUAGUUGCUUUUUAACUACUUCUGUCUAUACUGACUAGCAAACAUGCAGCAUACAUAUAUAUGCAGCCAGUAAAAUCUGGUUGUACAGAUAAGCUAUGAAUUGCAUAUAUAUAUAUAUGAGCUGUACAUUUUCAACUCUAAAAUGCUUCUUCUUUUGGAUCAAGUCUGUAGAAGGAAAGGCCAGAAAAUAUAACACAGGAAAACCCACUGUGAUCUGCUGUUUUAAAGACAAUGGAGACUGAUCCUGCAUUGCAGAAAAUGUGGUUACUUCAUAGUUCUUGAAAAACCUAAAAUACUUCUUUGGAGUGUACUCUUGCAGUGUAGAGCAAGAUUUGGAAAUUAUACUUGAAGAACUAAGCCUGUCAGCUCUAAGACAGCAAAGCUGUACUGAGAGAACUAGUCUCUUCCCUUGGCUGCUGGAUGAAGUGUGCACUUAAAUUUUCACUGUCAAGAGCAAGGAAGUUUUUUAAAAGUAUCACUGUUGCUUUGCCUCUAUAAUAGUUGCCUGGCUGCCAUGUUCCCUUUUCUUAUUUAUAUAGUCUGUGCUCCUCAGUAAAACUUCUGAUUCUUUAGUUUCACUACAACUUAGAACUCAACUCCUUUAUUGACAAAUUUCAGAAAGCCUUUAGGUAAUGGAUUCUGUAAACGUCUGUGUCAGUGGAGGGAGUUACUGCCCCUUGGCUAUGUGCCGUCCUGCUCUAGGAUGGAAGCUGGAUGGAUGCUCAGGUCUGACAGAGAUGCCAUGGAAGACUGAUCUGUAACAAGUGCUUAGAUAUCUGUAAAGAGUAUGUCUUGGCUAGGCCAGCUUGUAUUCAUUUAAGUGGGCUAGCGAACACUUUUAUAACCUGAGCAGACAGUAUGGUAACCCAUCCUCUUGUCUGUAUGUUGAAGAGGAAGUCUGGCCACAGCCUUUGCUUAUUAUAAGUGAAGUUUUGCCUGUUUGCUUUACUUAAAAAGGGGCUUUGUGAGAAAGGCAAGAAUAAUUCAAAUAAGCUCCGAACUCAUUACCUACAACGUUACCUUGUUCAAUACCUUUAUUCCUCUAGCCCCAUUGUGACUCUCAUACAGUAGUUGAAAGUACUGGCCUCUUACGAAUAGGAAGCAAGCUUAAAGGCUUUACAAAAAUGAAUGAGCACAAACCUGUGUAAAAACAAGACCAACUCUGAAUGUCUGGACUUUUUCUUUCUUCCUCCUAGAUUUAUUUGUCUAGUUUUUGCUAUGCAUUAACUUUUGUAUGGGCUGUCUUCAGCUCUUGUACCCUCUUUUCCCCACAGUUUCACACGUAUCACCUUAAGUUAUAGGUGUACUCUUGCCUGUUCUCAGAUCAGCUCAGAGACUAGCUCUCUGAAAUGACCAGAGGGGGAGAGUUGGGCUUGCAACCAUUUUUAAGUUUUCUAAGUGAAUAAUCCUACAGCAAAAUAUAAUCUGCUCUCUUCCACAACUGUAAAUAUCUGAUGACCCUGGUUUUUUGGAAUGCAUAUUCCAUUAGCAGAAGUGAAUUAUAGUGCAUAGAUAUAAAUGGCCUGUUUGGCUCCUUGCCUCCAAUCCUUUGGCCUUUGAUUCAAAAGGGAAAAGAAGAUAUUUGAACUCUUGCUGUGGUAUACAUGGAGAACUUGCACACGGGGAAAAAAGGACUGAAGAAAUUUAAAUGUAUUAUUGCACACACUUUUUAGUGACUAAUACUGUGUUUGGAAAUGCAGGCAAUAAAAUACUACCUGCAUUUUGUACUACUUUAUAUUAUUGCAAAACAGAACAUAGUUUUGCAAACAGCAUAUGGUUAUAUGAUUAGUCUAUUGUUAGGGGUAUAUUAUAUAGGGUGAAAAAUGUUAGGUUUUGCCAAGUGAGUCUUUUUUUCCUUUUAAUCCAAAGGGCUUCUAUGUAUUGCUCUAUGGUGUGCUUCUGCAUCGGAUCUGAGAUUGACAACGUACACAAACGCUAUGGAAACUAACCCUACUUCUGGUUUCCUUUCUUAGAAAAGCUUGUGCAGGCAAAAAACUAUUUCACUGUGACAGGAAACUUGUCAAAUAAGUUAAAUACAAGAAUAAUAUAAACUCUUUAGACUUCAGAAUAUAUUGCAGGGGAAUUAAAUAAGCUGUUUUUGAAGAAACAACCAGCAUUGUAACGCAUCCACUGCUCUUAAAUGUAAUGCCCAAAGAGUCCAGUGACUAAGCACCCAGCCUCUGUGUUCAGUGCAUUUGGGAACCUGUCCCCUCAGUUCUUUGGCUUUUGUUUUUUUUUAAUGGUAGAUGUAACCGUAAAUUAAUAGCCUUUAGAUGAUUACUUCAGUGUUCGGCUCUUACACAGUGCUAACGAUGGCCUUAACCUAUGAGUAGGGAAACCAAGAAAAUACAGUUCCUGACAGCCUGCAAAAAUGUAAAGUACCUUUUUAUAAUCAGGGAGAAAAACUGAACCCCUAUACUUAACUCUCAGCCCACACUCCACUAAUCAAGGAUAGACAUGGAGGGGCAAAGUCAAUAGAAACCUGAACAAAUCACUGCAGUGCUUACUAUUUUGACCCUAGGAGAUAAAGAGAAAAGGUAGUAAUUAAAGGAGCUGCCUUGCACCUUGUGCAGGAUGGUGUAGGCUGCGUGAGGAUGCUGCCAUCUCUUGGUGUGGCAGAUGACUGGAGGAAAAAAAAUACCUGUGUUCAGUUACGGUCUUUCUAACAUAGCUGUGAUACUGAUUCUGUGCGCUUGAAAACAGUACUGUGUUUUAGUAAAUAGGCUGAGAGAAUUCCAAUUUAAGCAAGUACUGUCUGUAACAGGAAUUACUCGUAAUCUUAACUGUUUGGUUCAUGUCAAUGCACUUAUUUUUCUUGUGCACUUUAUACUCUGCUGAGUAGAUGAACUUGGUAACCAUGUCCCUAAUGAUAGCCUGUUUAAUAUAAUGUUAAGGCUCAACAUGCUGCAAAUGAGAAUUUUAUGGUUUCAGAACUGAGUUGAUGUAAAAGGCAGCCUUGAAGGCUGAGUGUAUUUUUGCCAUUGUAAAAAAAGCAUGUUUUGCUGUGCUCUUGCUAUUUUGCUAAAUAAACAUCCCAUGUUUUGUGCA